Molecule: messenger RNA, 303 nt
Organism: Microthlaspi erraticum
Lineage: Eukaryota; Viridiplantae; Streptophyta; Magnoliopsida; Brassicales; Brassicaceae
Source: the annotation of a GenBank genome assembly
AUGCAGCUGCACAUCGAAUCACAGCUAUUUUCUGGGGUAGCUAAAGUAGUUGAGUAUUGGGAAGCUGUUCUUAAACUCCUCGAUAUAUACAAGGCAAAGGCUUGCUUGAAGGAAAUACACGCUGCGACGCUUAGGAGACAUGUACAUCGCCUCGAAAAUGUUUCUUCGGAUGAUGCUGAAGAAGAAUCAUUCUCUCAAGAAGAGGCUGAUGAUAUGGAAGCAGAAGAGGCGGCUUGUUCGUUUUCUCCAGAGCUCAUGCACGGUGAUGAUGAUGAUGAUCGUGAAGAAGCAAUUGAUUCCUAG